This is a messenger RNA of Paramacrobiotus metropolitanus, 698 nucleotides long. RefSeq lists its product as uncharacterized. The transcript has 3 exons. Bases 89 to 472 code for a protein of 127 amino acids. Lineage: Eukaryota; Metazoa; Tardigrada; Eutardigrada; Parachela; Macrobiotidae. The record is from RefSeq and is a predicted model, not a curated record.
GGCAGCACAAACAGGGAUUUUCCGGCUGCUUAGUUGCCCACCGUUUAUACUUGUUAAGACAGGGUGGAGCACCGACGUGGGAAACUGCAUGAAAUCCUUAUACACGCAGUGUCCCGCUCUCAAGGACGAUGCGGCAGCGACGGGUGGAUGGUAUAAUGCUGAAUUUAGGCUUUUCCUUGGUGCGCUGUGCAGUACCACGGUGGGACCGGUGAAAUAUCUACGUGCUCUCAGUCACUGUAACGAAGAAGAUGAGGAUGCGUUAGACGGCUGCUGCAAUCAUCUCGAUAUGCCUGCCGGGAGUGGAGAGAAUGAUAAUGCAUCCGUUGCCCACCAGAGAUUCUGCAACAAACUGAAAAAGACUGCGAGUUAUUUUGACGGUGCUCACGACGUUGCUGCAAAAUGCGGACAGGAUGUUGAACAAGCGCUUAAAGACGCAUUUAAGCAGGCGCACACUGCAUACUGCAAGAAAUGAUUGUGUAAUUGGCAAACCGACUGCAGUAAUUUAGAUUGUUUUUUUGAUAAGCUCGACGGCAUGCUCGUUACAAAAACAAAUUACCUAGCAUCUGAAUAAAUGUCUCUAAUGACAUUGAACUUUGCUGAACACCUUCGAAGGUUGCACGAGACGGCCAUGUUGUCUGCCAAACCGUUAUGUUCAUGAAACUGUUGGUAUACUGGCACUAAUAAUAAUUAAAGACUAU